Messenger RNA from Trametes versicolor FP-101664 SS1, 825 nucleotides. RefSeq lists its product as uncharacterized. The coding region runs from base 1 to 825 and encodes 274 amino acids. NCBI's taxonomy places the organism in Eukaryota, Fungi, Basidiomycota, Agaricomycetes, Polyporales, Polyporaceae. The transcript has 2 exons. The record is from RefSeq and is a predicted model, not a curated record.
AUGCACGAAACUGUCCUGCGGUCGAUCCGCCAAGAGUUUGCAUCUGAUGACGACGGUCUCGAUAAGUCCGAGUGCGUGCUCGGGACUGCGUCCAUGUGCACGCGUUAUAUUGCGCACAGGCCUCCAACCACCACCUGCCGCGCGGUCCCAUCCUCUCCGCAGCCCCCCAUCCUCGCCAAACUGGCCGCCAAACCACUCUUCAUCACACUCGCAGCCCUCCUCGGCGCGUAUAUCCUCUUCUUCCGCAGCGCGCCGCUCCCCUCAAUCUAUACGCCGACGAUGGCAUCCGCAUCUGCAACCGGCUGGCACGCCCGCGCCAACCCGCACCCCGCGAGCGCUGACUUCACUCCUACGCGCGACGCGCUCGUCCUCGCGGUCCUCCUGAACGCGCCUGUGGAGCCGGAGGGCUUCACCGCCGCCCUGUUCCGCCCGGACGUCGCGGUGGACGCCCGCGGGCGCGUCCUGCAGGUGCAAUCGGCCGACUUCGCCACGCUCGCGGAUCUCGCGGCACAGAGCACACGGCUCCCCGACACCGGAUCGUUUCUGAACGCGUGGCGCGUCCAGCACGACCGGACCUCGCAGCAGAUUGACAGGCUGUUCGUGCCGACGUCGGAUGGAGGGCUGAAGGAGACGAGUGUGCAAGGCUGGCAUCCGGAGAAGAAGCAGCUGAAAGAUACGGUCGCCGACUAUGAGCAGCUCCCGCCUGUGUUGCACGAGCUCGCGGGUUACGUUCAGGAAGCUCGCGAGGGGUUCCAGCGUGGACAGGAGGAGAACAAGGCCUUGAUCGAGAAAAUCAAGGCCAUCGUUGACGAAUCUACGAACUGA